GAAAGAUCUGUAGCAGAACCCGGAUCAUGGUUACAGAUCCAUCUUGCGGUGGACAUUGUGACUACCUGACCAUUGAAACAGAUUGUUUUGAUAGUCUACAGUGUAGUAAAGAUUGCAAAGUUACUGAGUGGUCUCCCUGGGGAGGAUGUUUUGGACUCUGCGAUGGAAUGGGCACAAUGAACAGGACACGGUCAAUCACCCAAUCACCAAGCUGCGGGGGUAAAUGGUGUCCCGAUAUUAUCCAAUUCAAAAGGUGCAAAACGGGUUCAUGUUCAAUGAUUGAUGUUGAAGGGUCUUGGAGCGAGUGGAGUACAUGCAACACAACGUGCGGGGUGGGAAUAAGUACAAGGGCAAGGGCCCGCCUUUCUGGCUCAUGUAGCAACGCUACAUCUUGCAAUACUACUACAGAAGAAGAAAGUGUUCCAUGCUCUGCGUAUACCCCGGACAAUUGUGAUUAUUUGAAGUCAAUAGGAGAAUGGCAGCCAUGGGGACCUUG
This is a messenger RNA of Owenia fusiformis, 496 nucleotides long. The record is from the annotation of a GenBank genome assembly. NCBI's taxonomy places the organism in Eukaryota, Metazoa, Annelida, Polychaeta, Sabellida, Oweniidae.